This is a messenger RNA of Colletotrichum destructivum, 408 nucleotides long. RefSeq lists its product as uncharacterized. Bases 1 to 408 code for a protein of 135 amino acids. The transcript is spliced from 2 exons. NCBI's taxonomy places the organism in Eukaryota, Fungi, Ascomycota, Sordariomycetes, Glomerellales, Glomerellaceae. The record is from RefSeq and is a predicted model, not a curated record.
AUGUUUUCUCCAACCAGGCAAAAGAGCAAACAAUCCAUCUCCUACACAACUCAUCUGAAGAACCAUACCGUCAAACCCCUACUCACUCAAACACGCAACAAGCAGUCCCUGGACUCUAUAAACAUGCUCAUCGAUACUUGUUACGAGAUUGGGGCCUUCGUCCUCUACAUCCUCGCCUGGGCGAGCGUUGCAGUCAUCGCAGUCCUUUCUUUCCUCGGCUUUGCAGCCGGCGUCUUCACCUUCAUGCUACAUCAAUCGAGUUUUAUCGACGGCGAGGAUCGGGAGGCGAGGUGGCAGAGUCAGAGGGCCCCCGAGGCGUCGACGAAGGACUCCAGCGGCGUAUCUACGGGAUCUGACACGACCACGUAUGAGACGUUUUCUGACGAACCAAAGCCCGACACGGACUAG